AUGUUUGCGCCCACCUCCGUUAUGCGCUUCAUGCGCGACCGCGCAGCUACGCGCUGCACACGGUUUCACCCUAUAUUCCGAUUGCCGCCGAAACCUUCCGCUCGGCGGAGCCACAGCACCACUGCGGCUGAUGCAGCAGCAAAGACAAAACUGACUUCUCCUGGUGCUCCUCUCAGCCAUGUCUUCGAGCCCCUCACCACAUCCGGAGCAGCCUCCUCCUCCUCAUCGGUGUCACCCUCAGCCAUCGUCCUUCACACAUCCUACGCGUCGUUUCCAGCCGCCAACGAGGUGGGGCAUGACGUGAGCCGCAGCAGUGGCGCGGGCGCAGGCGAUGGGUUUACUACGGCUGACCACUUUACCACAACACCAUCGUACACCGUGACGGACGUUGCUGCUUUCGAGCAGCUCAUUGCGGAGGCGCUGCGUCUCUCUCAGGUGACACUGGAGGUGGCCGCGACAGCAGACUCGCCACCUGCGCUCUCACCAUUUUCUCCGGUCUCAGCGGCGUCUGCUCCUCAGGGAGGUGCUCGCCAGGCCUCCUCCACACUCAUUGCGGACCACACGGUCCGAGAGCUGCAGGUUCUCCUCGCUGAGGCGGAGCGCACUCUCUCCCCCUCCCUGGCACGCAAGGCCACGAUCGACAAGUUCGUCUACGGUGUGUAUCUGCCGUUUCUCCGGUAUGGCGCCUUCGUGAUUCUCGUCACCCAGCUCGUCGUGUACUUCCACUGGAUCUUCUUCGUGUUUGACUGGAAUUUGGUGGAGCCGACCACGUACUUUCUUUCCUACACGGGCGUCUUCUGUAGUUUGGUGUACCACUACCACCGCUGCGGCGAGGACGGGUUUACCUGGAGGAACACAUUUCAGCACCUCGCCAAUCGCAAAGCGGAAAAGACGUACGCGAAACAGCAACUGGACGUGGCUGGCAUGGCACAGCUUCAGCGGCGCAUUGCGCUGAUUAAAAGAGAACUGGCUCGCAUGUCUGUUUAG
Messenger RNA from Leishmania braziliensis MHOM/BR/75/M2904, 987 nucleotides. RefSeq lists its product as hypothetical. Gene Ontology annotation, molecular function: uniporter activity; calcium channel activity. The coding region runs from base 1 to 987 and encodes 328 amino acids. The record is from RefSeq and is a predicted model, not a curated record. Gene Ontology annotation, cellular component: uniplex complex; mitochondrial inner membrane. The transcript has a single exon. NCBI's taxonomy places the organism in Eukaryota, Euglenozoa, Kinetoplastea, Trypanosomatida, Trypanosomatidae. Gene Ontology annotation, biological process: calcium import into the mitochondrion; mitochondrial calcium ion homeostasis.